Molecule: messenger RNA, 560 nt
Organism: Eimeria maxima
Lineage: Eukaryota; Apicomplexa; Conoidasida; Eucoccidiorida; Eimeriidae
Exons: 1
Source: RefSeq, a predicted model, not a curated record
AUGCGUUUUUCUUCUCCCCUCUUCCCUUCCCUUGAAUCACGCAACCAGCAGCAGCAGCAGCAGCAGCAGCAGGAGCAGGGAGCCUCGUCAGCAGUAGCAGCAGCAGCAGCAGGAGAAGGAGAAAGAGCAGCAACAGAAACAGCAGCAGCAGCAGCAGCAGCAAAUCUUCGUAAAUCUCAACAUUUUUUUACAGCAGCAGCAACAGCAGCAGCAGAUAAUGGUCUCGUGCUGCAGUGGGGAGAAGCAACAAUCCGUUUGCUGCGUGCAGCAGCAGCAGCAGAUGUAUUCUUCUUAUUAUAUUCACCAGAGGAGGAGGAGCAGCAGCAACAGCAGCAGCAGCAGGAGGUUUCUGCUGCUGCAGCAGCAGAAGGAGAAGAAGAAGAAGAGGAAGAAGAAGAAGAUAAUCAGCAGCAGCAAUAUAUCUAUCUUUCCUCUAAUUAUCCAACAGCAGCAACAGCAGCAGCAGGACAACAACAACUGCAACCGUACAAUCAGCAGCAGCAGCAGCAGCAGCAGCAAGAAGGAGACCCAUUAACAAUAUUUAAAGAAUUAGCACUAUG